AUGAUCUACAUAAGCUUGGCUCAUUUUUAUAUUCCAAAGAUUCUCUGUUUCCUCUCAAUAGUCAUCAACACAUUAUUCAUCAAUCUGGCCUACAGAAAAUCUUCACAAUCAAUUCGAAAAUACAAAUAUCUUCUCAUAACCUUUUCUUGUGUCAAUUUAUGCACAACUCUUCUCGAAUUAGUUGUUCCGAUUUCAACUGAAAGUUUUCAAUUUAGUUUCAUCGUAUUUGUUUCGGAAAGUAUAAUCUAUAAAUAUCGAGAUGUUUGUCAAUUCUUGUUGGUUUUGCGAUGUUCAAUGGUUGCCUAUACAUUUGGAUUGAUUUCAGUUCAUUUUCUCUAUCGAUAUUUUGCAAUCUGUCAAAAUCAUUGGAUCGUUCACUUUUUCAAACCAAGAUUCAUUUUUCUAACAGUGAUUUCUGUUUUGAUUUAUGGUUCCUCGUGGCUUUUCCUAAUGGCACAAUAUACGUGGCCAGGCGAAAUGAUUAGACAAGAAUUGGACAAUGAUUUUGUGCGAACAUAUAAAGAGACAACUGAAAAUGUACCAUUUAUUGUAGCGAGUUAUAAUGUAAGUUUCUAGUUGGAAUAUUUCCAGGAAAAAUCGAUAAAUUUUCAGGCUGAUUCGGAAAAAAAUGGGAUGCUUGCUGUGAUCUUGGCAGCAAUUAUUCUUUUUAUUUCAUUGAUCUUCGAUGCAGUUUUAGCCAACAGAAUUCACAAUUCUAUCAAAAUUUUGAGUUUAAGUGACUAUGUGAAACGUGUUCAUCGAAAUCUAUUGAUAACUUUGAUUAUUCAAACAACGAUUCCAUCGAUUCUCACAUUUUUUCCAUGUUUGGUUCUCUGGUUUUACCCAUUUUUUAAUUUGAACUGGAGUUAUUAUGGCAACUCAAUAUUUAUACCAAUCGUCAAUUGUUAUCCAAUUAUUGAUCCAAUUGUUAUUUCGUUGGCUUUGAAUGAUUAUAGAAUUGUUUUGUUCAAAUAUUUCAAAAAGAAAAAGCCGAUUUGUGUUCCUAACACUUCAAUGUUUUUUACAACGAUGCUGUAAUCUACGUAAUGGUUUAUUCAAAAUUGUGUUGUUUCAAUAAAAGUAGCUGGAUUUGUUAAAAUUCGUUUGAAGAACUCGAAUUUAUUCAUAAAUUUUAUACUCUUAAAAUGUCCUUGUUGCUGUUUUAUUAUUAUCGAUCAAUUUUGUUCAAAGAAAACUAUGAUCCAUGUUCAGAACAUUUCAGAUUUCACAUAAAAUCAAACUGUUUUUUUCUUUCUCAAAAAUGAAAAUUCGAAAAGAUCUUCGACCACUCCCAUCAAUUUGUACUAUUUCUAUUUUAUCUUUUUCGAUUUUCACCGAACAAAAACCUUAUAUUUUCUUGUUGUUUCAAAAUUUAUUAUCAACUAACUAACCACAAGACAGAAAAUGCAAAAAGAAUCCGAUUUUUUCGAAAAAAUAAAUUUCAAACUAAUUUUGAAGAUUGUUUUGGCAAUUUUUGCAGUUUUGCUCGUGAUUUUCGUGAUUUUUGCUAUAUAUUUUGCUACUUCUUAUACAUAUUUGGACAAAAAAUUGAUUUGUAAAAAUGCGGAUGUUCGGGUGGCCAGGGAAUGUUUACAUGUGAGUUUUUGAAAAUUUUGAAAUUGAAUUUCUCGCGCCGAAAAUUUUUUUCAAUUAUUUUUUUUCCAGAAAAUCGGUCGCCUUGAGAAUCUCUCAAAAUCCCUACCGUAUGGCUACAGUAACCCGGAAAAGUUUGAAGAACUCUCGAUUUUAUGCAAGCAAACUGAUGUGAGUACUUAUAUUUUCAGACAAAAAUUUUCAGCCAAAAAUUUCCAGAAAUGCCUUUCAAUGAGCUCCUGCUUGAAUGUGAUUCCAAAUUUUGAAUACGUGGAAAUUCUAUGCGAAAUUUCACAUUACUCUUCAGGAAGUCUCAAAACCUGUUUUUCGAAUUUGAAUAAUUUUUUCACGGCGAAAAAUGAGUCUAGUCAAUGUUUGGAUCUUUUAUUCAACCAAAACCACAAAAUUAAAAUGGUACGGAAUUUUUUUUUGAAAUUUUUGAAAUUUUUCAACUUAAUCUUUUAAAUUCCAGCAAGACUGCUCAAAAUAUUUCGAAAAUCAAAACUGCGUGCAUCAAAAUGUGGCUGAAAUUUGUGGCGAUGAAAAAAUUGCAAACUUCAAAAGUUUCGAGGAACUUUGGCUAAGUCGAUUGGAUUGUUAG
Molecule: messenger RNA, 2194 nt
Organism: Caenorhabditis angaria
Lineage: Eukaryota; Metazoa; Nematoda; Chromadorea; Rhabditida; Rhabditidae
Source: the annotation of a GenBank genome assembly